This is a messenger RNA of Cydia fagiglandana, 2578 nucleotides long. RefSeq names its product oocyte zinc finger protein XlCOF6-like. NCBI's taxonomy places the organism in Eukaryota, Metazoa, Arthropoda, Insecta, Lepidoptera, Tortricidae. The record is from RefSeq and is a predicted model, not a curated record. Gene Ontology annotation, biological process: regulation of DNA-templated transcription. Gene Ontology annotation, molecular function: RNA polymerase II cis-regulatory region sequence-specific DNA binding; DNA-binding transcription factor activity, RNA polymerase II-specific. The transcript is spliced from 3 exons. Bases 1 to 2484 code for a protein of 827 amino acids.
AUGGUUUUGAAACAUUAUCCUAUUUCGAUGGAGUCUUCAGCGUUACAGGGUACAGAGAAUGUUUGCGUAGAGGUUCAGCGUUGUGAGGAAGCGUGUAUGACAUAUGAGCCCACGUCCUUGGAAGUGUCUGUGAAGAUUGAGCCGCUGGAUGAUGUGUAUGUAAAGGACGAGUCCAAACGCGAAUGUGUAUACAUACAAGCUGAGCCAUCGCACUCAGAUGUGAGUGUAAAAGACGAGUCGGCCGGCGUGAGCGCGGCGGCGGGGCUGUACACAGACCACGCGGUGAAAGAUGAGCUCGUGCUCGGCCCCGUGCUAGUGGAGCGGCGCGCGCGCCACGCACCAACAGCCCUUAUUAAGGAGGAAGCCGGAUUUAUGUAUGAGGAGGCGCGUGUGAAGGAGGAGUGUGAGGACAGCACAGACGGGUGCGGCGUGAGCGACGCAGCCAUGCUGGCCGGCCUGUACGACGAGCAUGUGGUCAAGGACGAGCUCGUGCUGGGGCCGGAGCGCCCGCACCGCCCCACAGGCGCCCCGGUGGUGAGAGUGCCCACUCUUGUCUCCUCUGUGGUGGUGUCGGGUCGGCGCCGCUCGUGCUCGGUCAGGCUGGAGCGCCUGCUGGUGGACGCGGAGCGGCGCACCUGCCGGGUCGGGCGCCGCACAUACAAGCUGCACGCCACCGAGCCCGCACCCACACCCCAUGUCACCACCGCCAUCUCUCAAUGUCACCAUUGCGGCAAACGGUUCAGGAGCAAGUCGGUUUUGAAGAAGCACGUACACACUCACUUGCCUUUACAUAAUUCAACCGUAGGGGAUUAUGGUUUAGAACGACAUCAAAUGCUACACGGUGACAAAAAACUGUAUGAAAAGGCUUACAUGAUUAUACACACAGGCGAAAAGCCUUUCAGGUGUACGUACUGUGGCUACGAGAGUAGUAGAAAAUCUAAUUUACGGACUCACUUGACGACUCAUACAGACGAUAAGCCUUUCAGGUGUAUACACUGUGACCACAAGUCUAGAACAAAGGCACACUUACGGACACACCUGAUGACUCACACAGACGAGAAGCCUUUCAGUUGUAGUCACUGUAGCUACAAGUGUAAAAGAAAAAGAGACUUACAGACUCACCUGAUUACUCACACAGACGAGAAGCCAUUCAGUUGUAGUCACUGUAGCUACAAGUGUAGAAGUAAAGGAGAGUUACAGAGUCACCUGAUGACUCACACAGACGAGAAGCCUUUCAGUUGUAGUCACUGUGGCUACAAGUGUAGAAGUAAAGCACAGUUACGGAAACACUUGAUGACUCACACAGACGAGAAGCCUUUCAGUUGUAGUCACUGUAGCUACAAGUGUAAAAGAAAAAGAAACUUACAGACUCACCUGAUUACUCACACAGACGAGAAGCCUUUCAGUUGUAGUCACUGUAGCUACAAGUGUAGAAGUAAAGUAGGUCUACAGAGACACCUGAUUACUCACACAGACGAGAAGCCUUUCAGUUGUAGUCACUGUAGCUACAAGUGUAAAAGAAAAAGAAACUUACAGACUCACCUGAUUACUCACACAGACGAGAAGCCUUUCAGUUGUAGUCACUGUAGCUACAAGUGUAGAAGAAAAGGAGGGUUACAGAAACACCUGAUGACUCACACAGACGAGAAGCCCUUCAGUUGUAGUCACUGCAGCUACAAGUGUAGAAGUAAAGUAGGUCUACAGAGACACCUGAUUACUCACACAAACGAGAAGUCUUUCAGUUGUAGUCACUGUGGAUACAAGUGUAAAAGAAAAAGAGAGUUACAGCGUCACCUGAUGACUCACACAGACGAGAAGCCUUUCAGUUGUAGUCACUGUAGCUACAAGUGUAGAAGAAAAGGAGAGUUACAGAAACACCUGAUGACCCACACAGACGAGAAGCCCUUCAGUUGUAGUCACUGUAGCUACAAGUGUAGAAGUAAAGCAGAUCUACAGAGACACCUGAUGACUCACACAGACGAGAAGCCUUUCAGUUGUAGUCACUGUGGUUACAAGUGUAAAAGAAAAAGAGAGUUACAGCGUCACCUGAUGACUCACACAGACGAGAAGCCUUUCAGUUGUAGUCACUGUAGCUACAAGUGUAGAAGAAAAGGAGAUUUACAGAAACACCUGAUGACUCACACAGACGAGAAGCCUUUCAGUUGUAGUCACUGUAGCUACAAGUGUAGAAGAAAAGGAGAGUUACAGAAACACCUGAUGACUCACACAGACGAGAAGCCUUUCAGUUGUAGUCACUGUAGCUACAAGUGUAGAAGAAAAGGAGAGUUACAGAAACACCUGAUGACUCACACAGACGAGAAGCCUUUUAGUUGUAGUCACUGUAGCUACAAGUGUAGAAGAAAAGGAGGGUUACAGAGUCACCUGAUGACUCACACAGACCAUAAACCUUUCAGCUGUACUCACUGUGCCUACAAGUGUAAAAGAAAAGCACAAUUACGGGUUCACCUGAUGACUCACUGUUAGAAAAAAAAUCCGAUUCUUGUCUAUGCUCCUUCCUUAUAAAAAGCUGGGUGACCAUAGAUUCUUUCUUUUUCAUAUCAAUCCCGCCUUUAGGGCC